GAAUAUUAUAGAAAGAGAAGAGAAAAACCUAAAAUCCAUCUUCGUUGUCGUUUCGUCUGCUUCACAUCGGAAAGCUACAUCUUUUUCGUUUUUUGUGGUGGCGAUUUCUAUUCUCCGGCUGAAACCUACCUUCAGGAUUCAGCCUUUCUCAGGUCGCAAACUCGGUGUUCAUAACCUAAGUUUUGGAACGAACAAACUUGUGUUUGCUGGCUUGCUUGAGAAUUAACUUGUAAUCAGGCUCUAUGCUCUUAUUUUAGUAGUUCUAUUUGCAUGUGAAGUACUAGUAGGAUCAGAAAGUCUUUCUAUAGUAGAUUGUUUUAUGUUCUUAAGCUGUGAAGCCUUGAUCCUAAGAGUAAUUGUAUCAUUGUCUUGGGCUGUUAUGAAUUCCUGGUAUUUGCAAGUUUACUGUGAGUUGUUACACACGUUUUUGUUGCUUGGUCAGACCAGAUGACUAACUACUUAAAAUCAUGAAUAUCACUAUAUUGAAAAUAUCAUAUUCGAUUUUUCAUAGGAGUUUUGUUGCAUUUUACCUCCAGGAUAUAUAACUAACUAAUGUAUGAUUUACAUUUAAGCAUCACCAGUGAGAGCCUUUGUUCUGAUCUUUGUUCUGAUCUUUGUUCUUUCUGAUGUUAUGUGGCUGCUUGUGCCUUGUGCAGGUUUUCAGUUGGAUUCAGAUAGCAGCUUGUACUUCUUCUAGAUAAUCGGCGACACAUAUGGAUGAUUGGGAGGCCGAGGACUUUCAACCACUUCCCUCAAAAGUUGAACUGAAAAGUAACUGGGAUGAUGAGGAUGUGGAUGAGAAUGAUAUCAAGGACUCGUGGGAGGAGGAAGAUGUAUCUGCUCCGCCACCUAUAGUAAAGCCUGCUUCUGAGAAGGCUCCAAAGAAACCAGCAGUAAAAGCUGUUGAAAAGAAGGUUAAAACUGUUGAAGCUCCGAAAGGAACAUCAAGGGAAGAACCUCUAGAUCCUAUUGCUGAGAAACUUCGCAUGCAGAGGCUUGUAGAGGAAGCUGAUUACCAAUCAACUGCUGAACUCUUUGGAGUAAAGACUGAAGAGAAAAGCGUCGAUAUGUUAAUUCCGAAGUCUGAAAGCGAUUUCUUGGAUUAUGCUGAGUUGAUAUCUCAGAGACUUGUACCAUUUGAGAAAAGCUUUCACUAUAUCGGGCUACUCAAAGCAGUGAUGAGACUUUCUGUGGCUAAUAUGAAAGCAGCAGAUGUUAAAGACGUUGCUUCGUCCAUUACAGCUAUAGCAAAUGAAAAAUUGAAGGCGGAGAAAGAAGCUGCUGCUGGCAAAAAGAAGUCAGGUAAGAAGAAACAACUUCAUGUUGAUAAGCCUGAUGAUGAUCUUGUUUCGGGUCCUUAUGAUGCCAUGGACGAUGAUGAUUUCAUGUGAGAAAAUGGCAAUUUUGGAGAUUGCAUUUUACCUCCUAUAGGAUUGUAACUGAGAAGAGGUUUAAAUCGUCGGCGGUUUUUUGUUUUGUAUACUGAAUUGCAAAAGUGUUUUUCUUCUGUUUUCUUUGCUCGGUUUGAUUUAAAAAUUUGUGUAAUAAGAUUUGUUGUGGGCACACUAUUUCCUAUUAUAUGAAUUGAACGAGUACUAAGAGCACGGCCUAUGAUUCACUUAGAAUUUGAAGCCACAUUAGUAAGAUAAGUUUUCGAUAAUG
Messenger RNA from Arabidopsis thaliana (thale cress), 1662 nucleotides. Its product is annotated as Translation initiation factor eIF3 subunit. The transcript is spliced from 7 exons. Gene Ontology annotation, molecular function: translation initiation factor activity. Gene Ontology annotation, cellular component: eukaryotic 48S preinitiation complex; eukaryotic 43S preinitiation complex; cytoplasm. Bases 714 to 1391 code for a protein of 225 amino acids. The record is from RefSeq and is marked reviewed. NCBI's taxonomy places the organism in Eukaryota, Viridiplantae, Streptophyta, Magnoliopsida, Brassicales, Brassicaceae. Gene Ontology annotation, biological process: formation of cytoplasmic translation initiation complex; cytoplasmic translational initiation.